CCCAAAUGGUGGAGACUUAAACCCUAAGGCCCAAUUAGGGGUUACUAUAUAUAAGAAAACCCUAGCCUUCAGUCUCGGCAGUCGGCAGCUAGGAAGGGAGAUCGCAGAAGAAGCCGAAGCAGUAGCAGCCAUGGUGAAGUAUUCCCAGGAGCCCAACAACAUUACCAAGUCCUGCAAAGCCAGAGGCAGCGAUCUCCGAGUUCAUUUCAAGAACACAAGGGAGACUGCCCAUGCACUUCGCAAGAUGCCAUUGGUCAAGGCCAAAAUGUAUCUGGAUGAUGUUCUGGCCCAUAAGCAGGCUAUUCCAUUCACUCGCUUCUGUCGUGGAGUAGGGCGAACUGCUCAGGCCAAGAAUCGCCAUUCAAAUGGACAGGGACGGUGGCCUGUUAAAUCUGCCAAAUUCAUUCUGGACUUGCUUAAGAAUGCUGAGAGUAAUGCAGAGGUUAAAGGUUUAGAUGUGGAUUCGCUCUACAUAUCUCAUAUCCAGGUGAACCAAGCCAGGAAGCAGAGGCGUCGCACAUACCGUGCACAUGGAAGAAUUAAUGCUUACAUGUCAUCUCCAUGCCAUAUCGAGUUGAUUUUGUCAGAAAAGGAGGAGCCUGUGAAAAAAGAGGCCGAGACUCAGUUGGCUAGCAGGAAACCAGCAAAGACUAGAGCUGUCGCAGCUUAAGAUGCUUCAAGUCCCAUCUUUUUUUCACUAUCUGCCAUCUUUUUUCAAACUCUGUUUUGUUGUAUUGAGUAACUCUGCAUUGGUAUGAAUUAGACUGAGGAUAGCAAUUUGGUUAUGACAUCAAAUUUGGUCAGAUAUAAUUUGCCCGAUCUUCAUUUUUUCCCCCGGUCAA
Messenger RNA from Argentina anserina (silverweed cinquefoil), 842 nucleotides. Its product is annotated as 60S ribosomal protein L17-2. The coding region runs from base 131 to 670 and encodes 179 amino acids. Gene Ontology annotation, molecular function: structural constituent of ribosome. Lineage: Eukaryota; Viridiplantae; Streptophyta; Magnoliopsida; Rosales; Rosaceae. Gene Ontology annotation, cellular component: cytosolic large ribosomal subunit; ribosome. The transcript has 7 exons. Gene Ontology annotation, biological process: cytoplasmic translation. The record is from RefSeq and is a predicted model, not a curated record.